Molecule: messenger RNA, 3573 nt
Organism: Aspergillus udagawae
Lineage: Eukaryota; Fungi; Ascomycota; Eurotiomycetes; Eurotiales; Aspergillaceae
Product: putative GATA transcription factor (Ams2)
Exons: 3
Coding region: 1-3573 (1190 amino acids)
Biological process (GO): rDNA heterochromatin formation; silent mating-type cassette heterochromatin formation; regulation of transcription by RNA polymerase II
Molecular function (GO): zinc ion binding
Source: RefSeq, a predicted model, not a curated record
AUGCUAACCUUUGAAUGCGGGAUUGCAGUGAAGGUACUCUACACAUUUGACGAUGAGAGUAAAACGAAUUGCCUUGCCCGGUGGCCUCACUUGCUCGAUAUCCAGACUGCAUCCCUGGACGAGCAAACUCAGAUUGGUGUCAUCGAGCUGAAAACGUGCAUUCAAGCCAUUGUGUCUGCAAGUCCCGAAUUGGUGGCCAAGCUGGGACAAGACUACACAGUAUAUGCAUAUGACUAUUCAGAAUAUGAGACGCCGCUAGUCGGUCAGGGGAUGCUCUCAUGGGUGCUUGCUUCGGCCUCUCCGACUCCCAACGCACCAGCACAUCAAUCGAAGACUAUGGUCACGGGUCGUGUGUGCAAAAAUGUGCUCGGUCUCUUUUCAAAAGGUGCACAAGAAACAUUGGAGGUCAAACUGCGAUUGGUACCAGUACCUACUGUUAUGCAGAGCGAAUACCUCGAAAGCAUGCAGAAAUAUCGGGAGUUGAGCAACAUCAUUCCUCAUGAGUUUGACGCACAAUCAUGGACAAUCUUCCUUCGUCAGAACCCCGGGCUGCUGGGUUUAUACAACACACAACCCCUUGACCGCACAACAUCACCCAUGGAUCACACUGGAAUCGAACGGUUUCACCGGUUACUCAGCGAAGGGUCCACCCCGAGGGAAUUGUCUUCGAUUGCUCCAAACGGAAAUUUUCGAUCUAUAUCACCCGCGCAGUCCGCGCUUGCCGCUCCGAGCAGGGUGUCCACACCUGGUCAACUCCAACCACAUCAUGAGCAAUUUCAAAUACAGCAGGCACCUCAGCAGCUGCUACAGCAAGAAAGGUCUCACGGGGAAAUCCGCCCUUCCUCUAGUGCUUCCAUGCGCGAUUCUGAGCUGCCUUCGCAUGCUCACUAUGCCAGCCGCCGGGGUUCGGUACAGUCAGGUUAUGGAAGCUGUGAUGAAUCUGCCGACCAACAGCCACGAAAGCGGGCCAAGCUGUAUCGAGCGGAUUGGCCAGGUAGAUCUGACUUCAACAUUGAAAGACAGCCAAGCUCCUUGCGCGUCGCAGCCAGUACAGCUGCCUCUGUUCGGAUUCACCGUCCUACCCCUGUCAAUCCCGCUGUCGCUGCUGCCCAGAAUUCGAACGAGGAGCCUGUCCGGCCGCCAACGCCUAUCUCUGGAUCGCACGACCUUCCACGCAGAGGGAGAGCGGCCCCCAGCCUUCUACGCGAAUCGUCUGUUCAGAGCAAUAACUAUACUUCACCGUACCCCAUGAGUGAUGAUCCAGGUGAUCACAACUCCCACUCGCCAGAGGAGCCGCGCUACCAGGGUCUGUUCGAACCAUCAAUCAGUAUGCCUUCCUCGCCUCCAGUCUUGGAUUGCGGGUUUCCCAAUCCAUCUAGUCCCGUCCUUCCACCUAUGGUAACCGAUCCCGACUCGGGUUUCAUGAGCGGUGGCUUGGAUGAUCUCUUGGAUGAUGAUAUGGGUACUCCUUUAGAGGAUUGUGCAAAGUCGAUCUCAAAUGACGCACCAAAGCGCAGACGCGCAACGGAUGCUGCAGCCCAGGCCAGCUCUCCUAUCAAUCCUCCCACCGUACCAGAGAAUCAGAUCGAAAACAUGUUGGCCAGAGAUAGUUUGCCAGAGCAAACUCCGAAGGGAGCAGUCGCUGCUCCUGCUCCUGCCCCAACUCGCGGUCCUGCCAGUGCGGCCGGCUCGAGGCCACCAUCGCGGGCGAGUUUCAGACAGGCCCCCAAGCCUUUGGCUCCUGCCCCCAUCUCACAAAGUGAAUUGGAGCAACUCAUGAAUGCGAUUCCCGCAAGUGAUCCGGUCAUUCCGUCUCAUGUUCCUGCUCAAUAUGCCCAUUCCUGGACAGGCCCCAUGAGCGACCUCCCCAGCGCUGAGACGCCUACGCCGAAGCCUGUGACUGAGGAUGGCAAAGUCCGGAGUGGGGCGGGGGCAAGAAGGCUUAGGCAGGUCCAGGCACGCCUGGAUAAGUGUAUCCGAGACGGUCAGGUCCCUCCUUACUGCGACAACUGCGGGGCCAUUGAAACUCCCACUUGGCGCAGGGCCUGGUCAAAGGAGUUUGUUGGAGGGGAGUCUGAUGCCAAUGAGCUCAUGAAGGAUUCGACCAUGCUAUUCUGGCAGGUUUUGGAAAGGAACGACAAGGAUGAGGUUACAAAGUUCAAAGGGUUCAAGAAAUCCUUGGUUGACGCCGACAAUGACUUCGUCCAGAUACUUCUCUGUAACCCCUGUGGUCUUUGGCUGCACAAAUUCAAGUGUAUGCGCCCUGAGAACAGAUGGAACAAGCCUGCCAGCGGUAAGAAAAAGCGGAUGCCCCGGAAUCGUAAGGGAGGAGGCCCGCUCUCGGACAAUGGCACCUUGGCGAAAAUACACCCCAAACCCCAGUCCUCAAGGCCGGCUGGGUCCUCUCCCGGCGCAUCUGAUGCCUCGUCACCUGCGGAAGAGGAAACCCCGCGUGCAGAUAAUGGCAACGAGAAUGGAAACGAUCGAGACAAUGACGAUGGCGUUCAAGAAGUGCCCUCCAAGCGGCAUCGUGCCAAUAGCGCUGAGCCACGACGGUCGUCGGACACCGCAGAGAAGCGUUGGCAGGAGCAAGAUGCAACGGAGGCGCUGCGGCGGGCUAUCCAGUCCAGCCCAGCCCGAAACCUUGAGAAACGCCCCGGUCCAUCGGUUGAUGAGAACAGCCUUACACCUAAGCCAGUGAGAAGAGCGCUCUUUCAUACUGCUCAGAACGAAGGUUGUCCUCUCAAGCCCUUGGGCGGUUCCGCCCUGAACAGUCCACGCCGUAGCCCUCGCGUUAACUGUCGCGAUCCAGGUCAAAAAUCCCAAGACAAGGAAAACGCUGCCAUUGACAAAGACCUAGAAGGGUUAUUCGAGAGUCCGCCCUUUGAAUAUGAUCUGCCCGCCAGUCCUACCCCCAGAAGACGAAACCAGCGUAGCAACCUGCUGGGAGAGAAGCGCAAUUCGUUGCCGUGUAUCUCGCCUUUGUCCAGAGCGCGCCUUGAGGGAAGCUCAGACAUGACGCCCACCAAGCUCAGCGCGCAGAAACUCCACCGGGUACAGGGCAGUACAACUGUGACGCCCCGUCAAAAUAAAACGCCCAAGUCUUUGCGAUCUUUAGGACCCGGUCUGCCUUCUAUGCCCGACGGUGAAUUUAAUGUGGAGGCCUUGGGCAAUAUUGACAGUAUGCUUGUUGAUAUCUUUGAGGACGUACCGUCUUCCGCACAGUGUGACUCCUUAUUUUCUUUUGGGCAACCCAAGGACUCGACAAGCGGCAACUGGUCUGGUUGGAUUGAAUCCGAUUACAUUUCAUUGAACGGAUCCGACGACCAGGAGGCAAACGGCGAGCAACGGAUGGGUAGGCGCAGCGGCGCAAGUGAGGACGAAGAUCUCAUCCACGCCAUUCUAUCCGACCCGGACAUCCAAAAGAAUGCACAUUUCGAUCCAUUCCAAUUUGCUGGUGCAGACGCCUUGGACACUGGCUUUUUUGGCUCAGAUUCAGUUACCGCUGAUGUCACCGCUCUCGGCUCCAGUAGCAAAACCGCGGAGGAGUCCGUGAGCAAGGAGUUGGCUUGA